This is a messenger RNA of Hipposideros armiger (great roundleaf bat), 5104 nucleotides long. RefSeq names its product taxilin alpha (gene TXLNA). The transcript has 11 exons. The record is from RefSeq and is a predicted model, not a curated record. Lineage: Eukaryota; Metazoa; Chordata; Mammalia; Chiroptera; Hipposideridae. Bases 224 to 1930 code for a protein of 568 amino acids. Gene Ontology annotation, molecular function: syntaxin binding.
UCGAGCGUCCCGCCACGUCAGUCUCCGUCCGGGAGCCUAUCCCGCGCUCCGCCUGUGGUGAGGUGGACGCGUUGUGCCGGGAAGAGGCUUCAAGAAAAAGGCCUCUCCUGGAGCAGCUCCCCGAAAACCUGCCUAGGCACACCUGGCUCCCCCAACUGGCCAGAGACAGGGAGAACCGUUGACUCCCUCAGGAUCAUCACCUCACCUAGCAUUGCAAACCACAAUGAAGAACCAAGACAAAAAGAACGGGGCUGCCAAGCAAUCAGGCAGCUCUUCCAACCCAAAAAGCAGCCCAGGGCAAGCGGAAGCAGGACCAGAGGGAGCCCAGGGGCUGCCCAGCCAGUCGGCCCCUGCAACAGAAACUGAAGGUUCCUCCAGCCAGGCUCCAGGGAAGACCGAGGCCCCUUCAUCCUCUCCUGCUGUAGGAGCACAAGCCAAAACGUCUCCAUCUGGGGCCCUCCGUGAUGUCUCUGAGGAGCUGAGCCGUCAGUUGGAGGACAUCUUGAGUACAUACUGCGUGGACAGCAAUCAGGGGAGCCCAGGUGAGGAUGGGGCACAGGGUGAGCCUGCUGAAUCCGAAGAUGCAGACAAGUCCCGCACCUAUGCCUCGAGGAAUGGGGAGCCUGAGCCAGAGACCCCAGUAGUCAAUGGUGAGAAGACCUGCAAGGGAGAGCCAGGCACAGACGAGAUCCGGGCAAGUGAUGAUGUUGGAGACCGAGACCACCGAAGGCCACAGGAAAAGAAGAAAGCCAAGGGUCUGGGAAAGGAGAUCACGUUACUGAUGCAGACAUUGAACACGCUGAGUACCCCAGAGGAGAAGCUGGCAGCUCUGUGCAAGAAGUAUGCUGAACUGCUGGAGGAGCACCGGAACUCCCAGAAGCAGAUGAAACUCCUGCAGAAGAAGCAGAGCCAGCUGGUGCAGGAGAAGGACCACCUGCGGGGCGAGCAUAGCAAGGCCAUCUUGGCCCGCAGCAAGCUCGAAAGCCUGUGCCGUGAGCUGCAGCGCCACAACCGUUCCCUCAAGGAAGAAGGCGUGCAGCGGGCCCGGGAAGAGGAAGAGAAACGCAAGGAGGUGACUUCGCACUUCCAGGUCACACUGAAUGACAUUCAGCUACAGAUGGAACAGCACAAUGAGCGUAAUUCCAAGCUGCGCCAGGAGAAUAUGGAGCUGGCAGAGAGGCUCAAGAAGCUGAUUGAGCAGUAUGAGCUGCGAGAAGAGCAUAUCGACAAAGUCUUCAAACACAAGGACCUACAGCAGCAGCUGGUGGACGCCAAGCUCCAGCAGGCCCAGGAGAUGCUGAAGGAGGCAGAGGAGAGGCACCAGCGGGAGAAGGAUUUUCUCCUCAAAGAGGCUGUGGAGUCCCAGAGGAUGUGCGAGCUGAUGAAGCAGCAAGAGACCCACCUGAAGCAGCAGCUUGCCCUAUACACGGAGAAGUUCGAGGAAUUCCAGAACACUCUUUCCAAAAGCAGCGAGGUGUUCACCACAUUCAAACAGGAGAUGGAAAAGAUGACUAAAAAGAUCAAGAAGCUGGAGAAAGAAACCACCGUGUACCGGUCCCGGUGGGAGAGCAGCAACAAGGCCCUGCUGGAGAUGGCUGAGGAGAAAACACUCCGGGACAAAGAGCUAGAGGGCCUGCAGGUGAAAAUUCAGCGACUGGAGAAGCUCUGCCGGGCACUGCAGACAGAGCGCAAUGACCUGAACAAGAGGGUACAGGACCUGAGUGCUGGUGGCCAGGGCCCCCUCACUGACAGUGGCCCUGAGCAAAGGCCAGAGGCUGCCACUGUCUCCAAGGAGCAGGGUGGCGAGGGGCCCGGGGCCCAAGCACCUAGUUUCCCAAGGGCCACAGAAGCUCUUUGCUGCCCUGGAGCACCGAGCACAGAAGCAUCAGGCCAAACAGGGCCCCAGGAGCCCACUUCCACCACCGCCUAGGGAGCCUGGUGCUGGGGGCGUGCUGGGAAGGGAGCAGGCAGCCCAGCCAAGCCUGGCCCAUGUGAGGCUCCCACUGCUAAGCAGUCCAGUGCUCUGGCCCAGGGUGCUCUGACUGGGCUGGCAUCUGACACUUCGCAGUUUUGGAUUUUGUGGGUCAGUUUUACGUAUAUAUGACCUGUGCAAGGCCGCAUUUAUAUCUGUAAGUGUAAAAUGGGCUUGCAUUGGAGGCGGGGUGUGUACAGAUGAAGUCAGUGGCUCAUCUGUGAUCUGAAGAGUCUUAAAGAGGAGCUGUUAUCUGUAGCUGCCUUCACAGUGAGCUGGCAGGACGAGUAACUUGAACAUUUCCCUGCCUGGCUUGAGGCUCACACCCCUCCGUCCCUGCCCUUCAGGGCUCAUGACAAGUGACACACCCAGGCCUUGACGGUGUUUCUCUUGUUAGCAGGGCUUGGGCAGCUCUGGCUCUUCCAGCUCCUCUGGAAGCUCCUUUGCUUCUCUUGACCUGGAAGAAGGAUCCCCAGGCAGAGCCUUGGCAGGGCGCUCAGAGCUGGUGGUCAGACUGCUUUCCUGCCUAGGACAGGGGACCUGGAGAAUGUCUGUGUGAGAUGAUGCUCUGGUAGGGAGCCCCUCGGGCGUCACUUCCCCUGCCCUCUGGUAGUGCCAGGACCAGGCCAAUGAUGCUUCUCAGUAGCCUUAUCAUUCACAGGUGCCUCUAGCCUGCACAAAUGAUUAACAAGAGAUCACCCAAAGGAUUCUUUCUGAAGGUUUUUUUGUUUUUGUUGCACAUGACGACAGUGUUUGUACUGGGGAUUUGAGGGAGUUGGAGAGCUCUAGUAGUGGUGCCUGGGUUCCUGGCCUCUAGUGCCCCACCACCACCACCCCAACUGGCAGCUUUGCCAUGUUGGCGCUUAGGUUUCCUGUUUGAUGAAAUCAGAUUGUAGUUAAAAGAAAGGGCUUCCGAUGGCUUUGCCACAAGCUUACCUAUGUGUUUCAAUCCUGGAAGGCCACCACUGAUUCCCAUCACCACUGUCUCCAUGCAGCAGUUGCUGGGCCUCAAACCCAGUUGUCCUCCUUGGCUUUAUGAGUCUGUUUCUGCUUCCUGUCCCCACCCCCAAUGUGCAAUCCUUGAGAUUUGCCUUGGUUUCAUUGCCCAAGGAAUAAGAGCUGAGGUGUGUCCUCCUUGACAUACCACUUCUUCUUUCUGUGUGAGAGCCCCAGCUCUUGUCUGACAACUAAAGCGUAAGAAUGAGACUCAAUAAUUGAGCCUCAGAAAUCCACAAAAUGGCUGCAGAUAUAUGUCUGUUCCCGUCCCAUCCCUCAUCCCGCCUCUUACAUGUUACUCUACUCUGAAAGUUCUGGUUGUAAACUUGCCUGGGGUAUUAGCCAGUCUUUGUACAGAGCAAUUUUCUGGAACAACAGAAUGAGUCUUUAGUCAGGAAGCAGAGCUCUGCUGGGCUCGAGGUACUGUACACCACCCCCCCAGCCAGGUGUCAGCUUCAGUGUAGCUGAGGGAGCCAAAGACCAAGGUGGAAGGGAUGCUUGAGCUGCUGCUGCUUGCUGUAUUUCUUUGAAUCUAGUUCAUUAUUACAUAUGUCCCUUCAUCUUCCACAACUAGCCUGCUCUUUCAGCCCUUAACUUAAAUCCCUCUUAUUAAAGUAGGUUCAUGAAGAGUAUUAAGUACUCCUGAAUCAUGUUCUGACUUAGACCAGGGAUGGCAAAUGAAUGGCAUUUCAUUUCCCCUCAGCCCCCAUGGUAGGUACCACCAAUCUGCUUCAGAGUAUUUCCUGCUCACCCCUGGUAUUUCUUUAUUUCUCACGGUUCCCUCAGCAGCCAGUAUACGUGCUGAGACCUGUUUGCCAUCCCUGGCUGAGAUACUGCUCUCCUGUGGAGAAGUGUAUCCUAAAAUCUUUCCUUCCCCUCUGAAAUGCCUGUCUGAAUGGUCCCUGAACAUGCCUCUACCUGCUCCAGUAAGGCUCCAUCCCCGAGCCCCUGUGCCAGGCCGAGGUACACAAGAGCUGCCAACCCCAUACAGGGUUUGCUGGGCUAUGGAAGCACAGGAGAGAGGUAGAAGCUUCUGCCUGCUCCCCUUCAAGGUCAGGAAGGCCAGCAGUGGCCCACAUGAUUGCCUGCCUCACUUCAGCUACCUCUUAAAGCCCAUGGGGUUGGGGGGAGGGGGCUGUCGGAGCCCAGCGUGAUGGGAUGGGAACUCCGCUGCAUAGCACAGCAGCCCUCUGAAACCAAGUCUAGCCACUAAGGAGCUACAGUGAGCAAGGUGGCCCCAGCUGGGCUCCCCAGGUCAGAAAUACAGGCCCUGGGCAGAGUAGAACCUUUCCUCAGCUCUAGGUGUCCUGGCCAGGCUAUAGGUGGGGAUCCCAUCCUUCCUUUAACUCCAUUGACCAAAUCUUACCAAUCACUACAGCUACUCUGCUUUCCAAAGUCAGCCCAGGUACCUGGAUGAUGCGUACAUCAGCCAGGAGCCUGGGUCAGAUGCAGGGGAGGUGGCCUAUCUAUGAAAGAAGGCCAGUGCCUUCCCCGCCAGGGCAGGUCCCAUGCACAUGACCUCAGUCCUAGGACCAAGAGUUGUGUUGGUUUCUUAGAUGGCUGGCUUUUCCUCCAGGGAACCACAGUAGGUGAGGCUUGCAGCCCUUGGCUCUGCUGACAGUAAUUUCUGCAGGACCUUAUCCAGCUGAGAGCUUCAUGUACACCAGAUUCUGAGGUGUCAGCAGCACUUUUUUUUUUUUUUUUUUCCAUGAGGUUUUUGGACCAUGGGCUGCUCAGGCACUUUUCUGUAAGAGAAUGUUAUGUCUCUAAAGAUGGUUAUUUCCCGUCCCCCACCCAUUGUGGUGACCCUGCAGAGGGCUGACCAAGAGGCCAGUGGAGCUGCCUGCCCUGGUAUCUAUGGGGGAGGGUCAAGGCCUGCUGAGCUGAUUCUCCAGCUGCUGCUCCAGCCCUCCCACCUCGCACAGCACAGGUGGUCACCCCAGGGACAGCCAGGCACCUGCCUGGGGGAGGGGUGCUGCCUUCUGUCCCUGUAACUGCUUCCCUUAUGGCCCAACCUGGCCACUGGAUUUGUUUGAAGCUGUGUUGGCAGCUUUUUUGUCUCAUUUUGGUAUUCACAACAGCCAGGGACUUGAUUUUGUUGUAUUUUAAACCACAUUAAAGAGUCUGUUGCCUUAC